AAACUAAUCUUUUUAUUUUUAAAUUGUUAAAUAGGUAAUGGGUGUCUGCUGUGAAAAUGUAAUUGGAUAUAUGCCACUUCCAGUGGGAAUUGCAGGACCUUUGUUGCUAGAUGGAAAGAAUUAUUACAUUCCAAUGGCAACGACAGAAGGUUGCUUGGUUGCCAGCACUAACAGGGGAUGUCGUGCAAUUAGUCUUUCAGGUGGUGUAAAAAGUAAUGUUACUGGAGACGGCAUGACAAGAGGUCCCGUCGUGAGAUUACCUUCCGUUCAACAAGCCGUGUAUGUUGUUUUUAAAAUUAUUUAGUCUUAUAAAAAUUGU
Messenger RNA from Centruroides sculpturatus (bark scorpion), 319 nucleotides. Its product is annotated as 3-hydroxy-3-methylglutaryl-coenzyme A reductase-like. Gene Ontology annotation, molecular function: hydroxymethylglutaryl-CoA reductase (NADPH) activity. Lineage: Eukaryota; Metazoa; Arthropoda; Arachnida; Scorpiones; Buthidae. Bases 38 to 304 code for a protein of 88 amino acids. Gene Ontology annotation, biological process: coenzyme A metabolic process; isoprenoid biosynthetic process; sterol biosynthetic process. The transcript is spliced from 2 exons. The record is from RefSeq and is a predicted model, not a curated record. Gene Ontology annotation, cellular component: endoplasmic reticulum membrane; peroxisomal membrane.